AUGCCUCUGAGGCAAAUGAAAGAGAGUUCAGAACAACACCUUGUGAUCAAACCUCAUCUUCCAAACACUAUGAAUCAGGCUAAGAAGGUUACUAAAGCUGUUCAAAAUGGUAAAGGUCCACCAUUGUUGUCACAAGAUCUGCUUAACCAAACUUCACCACCUCAAGGAAGGAGUGGUGGUGGAAGAAGAAGGAGUAGAAAUGGAAGAAAAGCUGAUCAAGUUGAUGUUUUGAUGAGACCGAGUUGUAGGCCUUGUACUGCUGUGAAAAGUAAUGAAAAUGGUCAUGUUGUUCAAAAUGGAAACGUAAUCUCUAGUGAUGUAGAGAUGAGUUUUCCUACUUCAAGCAAGUCUUUGAGUUUUGCUCAAAGGCCUGGUUUUGGACAAGUUGGUACAAAAUGCAUUGUUAAAGCUAACCACUUCUUUGCAGAAUUGCCAGACAAGGACUUGAAUCAGUAUGAUGUAACUAUUACACCGGAAGUGUCUUCCAAAGCAGUUAACAGAUCCAUUAUAGCAGAACUUGUGAGGCUGUAUAAAGAAUCAGACCUUGGCACGAGGCUUCCAGCAUAUGAUGGCAGGAAAAGUCUCUACACAGCAGGGGUUCUUCCCUUUUCAUGGAGAGAGUUUAAGAUUAAGCUCAUAGAAGAAGAGGAUGGAAUUAAUGGCCCCAAGAGGGAAAGAGAAUACAAAGUGGUGAUCAAGUUUGUUGCAAGGGCUAACUUGCAUCACUUGGGACAGUUUCUGGCCGGAAAGCGCGCAGAUGCUCCACAGGAAGCGAUACAAAUUCUUGACAUUGUACUAAGAGAGCUAGCAUCCAAGAGGUUUUGUCCAAUUGGGAGGUCGUUUUAUUCAUCUGAUAUUAGAACACCACAACGACUCGGAGAAGGAUUGGAGUCAUGGUGUGGAUUUUACCAAAGCAUAAGACCUACUCAGAUGGGCCUUUCCCUCAAUAUUGACAUGGCUUCUGCUGCGUUCAUUGAACCCCUUCCGGUGGUGGAAUUUGUUGGCCAGCUAUUAGGAAAAGAUGUUUUGUCAAGGCAGUUGUCUGAUGCAGAUCGCAUCAAGAUUAAGAAAUCCCUUAGAGGAGUUAAAGUUGAAGUGACACAUAGAGGGAGUGUUAGACGAAAGUAUCGUGUUUCUGGUAUAACUUCUCAACCAACAAGAGAACUUGUGUUUCCCGUUGAUGAGAACUCAACUAUGAAAUCCGUGGUUGAAUACUUCCAAGAGAUGUACGGUUUCACUAUUAAGCAUACACACCUACCUUGCCUUCAAGUUGGUGGAAAUCAAAAGAAAGCAAACUAUUUACCUAUGGAGGCCUGCAAAAUCGUCGAGGGGCAACGAUAUACUAAAAGGUUGAAUGAAAAGCAAAUUACCUCACUAUUGAAAGUCACAUGCCAGAGACCCCGUGAUCGAGAAAAUGACAUCUUGCGGACGGUUCAGCAUAACGCUUAUGAUCAAGAUCCUUAUGCAAAGGAAUUUGGGAUUAAAGUCAGUGAGAAGUUAGCUUCUGUAGAAGCACGAAUUCUCCCUGCUCCUUGGCUUAAAUAUCACGAGAGUGGCAAAGAAAAAAAUUGUUUACCCCAAGUUGGCCAGUGGAAUAUGAUGAACAAGAAAAUGAUUAAUGGAAUGACGGUUAGCCGCUGGGCAUGCAUAAAUUUUUCAAGAAGUGUGCAAGAUAGUGUGGCCCGUACGUUUUGUAACGAGCUUGCGCAAAUGUGUCAAGUAUCUGGCAUGGAAUUUAAUCUAGACCCUGUUAUUCCGAUCUACAAUGCAAAACCCGAGCAAGUGGAGAAAGCUUUGAAGCAUGUUUACCAUGUAUCGUCAAACAAAACCAAAGGAAAGGAGUUGGAGCUUUUGUUAGUAAUAUUGCCCGACAACAAUGGUUCUCUCUAUGGUGAUCUCAAGCGUAUUUGUGAGACUGACCUUGGUUUAAUUUCUCAAUGUUGUUUAACAAAGCAUGUCUUCAAAAUCACGAAACAGUACUUGGCUAACGUGUCUCUGAAAAUCAACGUUAAGAUGGGCGGUAGAAACACUGUUCUUGUUGAUGCCGUAAGCUGCAGAAUACCGUUGGUUAGUGACAUACCAACAAUAAUAUUUGGAGCAGAUGUUACUCACCCUGAAAACGGGGAAGACUCCAGCCCCUCAAUAGCAGCUGUAGUAGCGUCACAAGAUUGGCCUGAAGUUACAAAGUACGCAGGUUUAGUUUGUGCUCAACCUCAAAGACAAGAACUUAUACAAGAUUUGUACAAAACUUGGCACGAUCCUGUUCGUGGCGUAGUUAGUGGUGGCAUGAUCCGAGAUUUGUUGGUUUCGUUUAGAAGGGCAACGGGACAGAAGCCGCAAAGGAUUAUAUUUUAUAGGGAUGGUGUAAGUGAAGGACAGUUUUACCAAGUUCUACUAUACGAGUUGGAUGCGAUUCGGAAGGCGUGUGCUUCUUUGGAGCCAAACUAUCAACCUCCGGUAACUUUCAUAGUUGUACAAAAAAGACAUCAUACUCGGUUAUUCGCAAACAACCACAGGGAUAGGAACAGUACAGAUAGGAGUGGAAAUAUACUGCCUGGAACUGUUGUUGAUACAAAAAUCUGUCAUCCAACCGAGUUUGAUUUUUAUCUUUGCAGUCACGCCGGCAUUCAGGGUACAAGUCGUCCAGCGCACUAUCACGUUCUAUGGGAUGAAAACAACUUCACUGCAGAUGGAAUUCAGUCUUUGACAAACAAUCUCUGUUAUACAUAUGCUAGGUGUACACGCUCCGUAUCUGUUGUCCCUCCAGCAUAUUAUGCACAUUUAGCAGCUUUUCGAGCGCGUUUCUACACGGAGCCAGACCUACAGGAAACCGGCUCCACGGGUGGUCGUGGUUCGAAGACAACACGUGCGGCCGGAGAUUGCGGUGUCAAGCCAUUGCCAGCCUUGAAAGAAAAUGUAAAGAGAGUAAUGUUUUAUUGUUAG
Messenger RNA from Lathyrus sativus (Indian pea), 2943 nucleotides. Lineage: Eukaryota; Viridiplantae; Streptophyta; Magnoliopsida; Fabales; Fabaceae. The record is from the annotation of a GenBank genome assembly.